GACUCUACACGUGGGCAGUCAAAUAAAUAUCCUGCUUCGCUGGUUAAUGAAGAUUGGAUCUAAAGAUAUCGAGGAAAAGCACAACUCGAUUGUAAUCGUUAUGUCGAAAAUCAUUCGGAAACAUCAAAAAAUUAUCCAUCUGUCAGAGAAUAUUGAAAAUCUCUAUUCGUACAUCGCUUUGUUGCAGUUUACGUCAAAUACAGUGAUGAUUUGCUCAUUAGGAUUUCUUAUUGUAACUGCAAUCGGUAGUCCCGAUGCCACUGAACAAAUAGUGAGAUCUCUUUUAUUUUACGCUGUAACGAAUCUCGAAGCGUUUAUCUUUUGCUUCGCUGGAGAAUAUCUGAGCAAUAAGAGCAAAGCGAUCGGAAACGCAGCGUACAAUUCCGAUUGGUAUGAUAUGAAAGCUAAGGAUAGUCGUAUUCUACUAUUUAUAAUUUUACGAUCGCAAAGGCAAUUAAAACUCACGGCGGGCAAGAUGACAGAUCUCUCCUUAGAGUGCUUCACAAAUAUCAUGAAGGCAUCAGGAUCCUAUUUGUCGGUACUACUAGCAAUGAGAUAAAUACUAAUAAAAAUAAUUUUUUAUUUCUUCAAACAACCAUAAAAAAACAAGUAAUCAUGUAGACAUUGAUUUACUAUUUAGAAAAAUAUAU
Messenger RNA from Pogonomyrmex barbatus (red harvester ant), 650 nucleotides. Its product is annotated as odorant receptor 13a-like. Lineage: Eukaryota; Metazoa; Arthropoda; Insecta; Hymenoptera; Formicidae. The record is from RefSeq and is a predicted model, not a curated record.